Linum trigynum is the source of this 4315-nucleotide messenger RNA. Lineage: Eukaryota; Viridiplantae; Streptophyta; Magnoliopsida; Malpighiales; Linaceae. The record is from the annotation of a GenBank genome assembly.
UUUCAAAGCCGGCCUCCGCCACUGAUCCAUCCCAUUACUAUCAAUGAUCAUUAAUGAGAUGGAGGCAAAAUAUGAAAUAGUUCCAUAGCUACGGUCGAUAUUUGAUGAACAUCACGGCUGCUUCGACACUUCAACUGGACCUCCCGCCCUUCAACCUAGCUUAGGAUAGGGUCAGUAACCAUUGGUUCCUGACCUAUGAGUAACUAAAUCUGGACCUUUAGAUAUAAGUGGGUCCAGAAAAUCUAUAUCUAAGGGUUGUCAACUAAAGACAUUUUAUUUUCUCUAGUUUUCUUAAUUGGCUCUUAUCUUCUUCGUUCUAACUCGGAUUUCAAUCUUUUUUUGCACAGAUGGAACGAGUCCGUUGUGCUCUACAAAAUGAGAUCAAUUUUUAAUAUAUUUUGAGAAACUUUUUUUACCAACUACAUACCAUAUGGUAACUUCUUCGUUUUUAAGUCGUUUUUUAAAACGUUUGCUCAGAAGGAACAAGUUCGUCAUGAUCUGUUGAAUCUACAAAUUUCUGGGCGAAAAAAAUACUGGACCAAAAAUUACCAUACUUUACCAUUAUGGUAUGUGGGUGGUAACUUGUAGUAAACAAUGAUGAAAGUCGUAGACAGUUAGUAUACUCCUACUAUCAUGUAUUCAACCUUUUUACCAUAUUGGUAUGUUCAUACCAUUAUUGUAUGCUUUCUUACUAUAUGGUAUUAAAUAGGAGUAUACCAUAUGGUAAUGACUGGUAAAAAUUAUUCAAUUUUUUUUGUACUAAAAAUAUAUCAAAGUGGAUAUCGUUUUAAAGAGCACAUUUAAUCUGAUUUAUCUGUGCAAAAAAAAUUUAAUUUCGACUUAAAACGAGAGAGAAAUCGUCUGUUAAAGAAUAAAAGGGAAAGGAGCACUAAUGUAACAUCAAUAUUCAAAUAUUCAAGUUAGUCCAAAGAUAGGGUUAGGCGAAGAGAGAAAUUGAAAAAGAGCCGCAUUUCGCAAAUAAAAGGGAAUCCGACAUUGUAUAAACUCCAACUCGGAAAUCCUGCUGUGGGUCAAACCGCGAGUGUGUCGCUCUCAUUUUUCUCACCGGGUCCGAAUCAAAAGAGCUCAACUCGCGAUUGACAACCUUGAUCCAAACUCAUCUCAGUAUGAGUCAAAUUAGGUUGAGAUAAUUUUGCUUUUGGGGCGUACUCGUGCCCAACUUUUAAGUUUGAAUUUAAAUUGAAAUAGUCGAUAUUGUCUUUUUUCUGUGUACCGCACCAAAAUAGACACUUUUGAGUAGAAACAAAUACACCGCAUGUAGAUUUUGAAUGGGAGGGUAUAGAAUUAAAGACUGAACAUACAGCAUUCCGAUGAGCUCAAUCACAUUAAAGACGUUGGAUUCAAGACAAAUAGACAAUUCAACUAACAAAUGCCUCUCGCUAAUUAUGACCUAGCUGGAACAGCAUAUCAGAAAAAUGAGCCUAGCUAGCUAGCUAGUUCUGCAGGAAUUAUGGAGCAAACGGUCAGAAAAGACAGAAAAUGAUCCCCCAAAAAGAGUAGACAGUAGAGCGCCUAAUUUAAAUCGUCGUACGUCAGUGUAUACAGAUGUAAGCUUUUUCCCUUGCCAUUGCCGCGUCAACAUCAGAUCACUAAGUAUUCCAAAAGCGGUAGCAUAAUUACUUACGGCUCUAUUAAUCCAUUCCAAAAAAACUCCUACCCUGUCCCCAUAUAUUCCAUUUUCCACUUUCCAGUGACGAACGAUGAGCAACGGCAAACCAUGCUGGGUAAAAGCGUCAUUAACACUUCUCAUCGUCGUUAUAGCCGUUUCCACGACCCUCGCCGCCCUGGCGCUCACCGUCUUCCGCCCAAGGGACCCAGCCUUCACCAUGUACCUCGUCGGCCUGCCCGCCGUCCGGCUGCAGGAUUUACUCCGCGCCAGAAACGUCACCGUCCCGGUCAUCAUCGGCAUCAGAAACGAAAACUACGCCAGCUUUGCAUGGAGGGACUUCACGGCGUCGAUAAGGCUCAACGGGACGGCGGUCGGCGAGGUGACGAUUCGAGGGGACCGCGUCGUUCAACGUACGAAUAUGAUGAACAUCACGGCAGCUCCGACGCUUCAGCUGGAAAAACUGCAGCUCCCGCCCUUCAGCCUGGCGUCGGUUUUAGCUGCGCUGCGCGACGGAGGCUUGAAAUUCACUUGCUCCGUGACGGUGUUGGGGGAGGUUAAGGCAUUCGACGUCGUUUCGGCGCCAGGGGUUCGUGGCUCGGUUUCUAUUGGUUGUGUCGGUUCCUUGCACAUAAACAGUAUCCAUUUAGCAAGGAAGAAGAACGGUGUGUUUGGAGGGCAGGCUUGGUGCUGGACGGCGAAGAAGCAAUUAUUGUUACUUUCCGGCAAGUGAGUAAUCAGCGGCCUGCAGGCGCCAAACUUUGCCUUUUGUUGGUAUCAGGCAUUAUGGCAUCGAUAUCUCUGAUUUGAGAAUAUAUACUUUUCCCUCUCGCAAAUAAUGAAUUUUCAAUGUUUGAAUUGAUUCACCAUCUCUCCACUGACAUUACUAGAGAGCUAACCCAAUAUGGUUUAUAAUGUCAACAAGAGUUGCGCCAAUCAUUCGAGUUGGUAAAUGUUGGAUAAUGAAUUUUACACUAUAUAUCUAUUAGCAUAUUCACUCAAAUGAAAAACAAGUCAACUUAUAAGGACUUCCUUUUGCAUGGUUGCUGGCUUGCUGCGAGCACACUAUGAGUUUCAUAAAGGAGGGUCAUCGUCGGGAUUGGGGGAACUUGCGGUCACAGAAGGUUCUAAUACCAUAUCAAUAACCAAUUGGUACCAAUCAUUUAAGUUGUUAUGAAAGGUUUAAUAAUGAAUCUUAUACUAGUAAACCCCUAACAAAAAAAUAAAGUCACCCAACUCAUUGGAGCUUUCAUUUGCACAUGUAUUGGAUACGAGAAUGUCGUAUGUUUCACAAAUGGAAUCACCAAUAUUCAAACAAAAAUACAUAAUAUAUCUCGGUCACAAAAUGUUCUGAUACCUUGUCAACAAUUAAUUAAUUCAAAUAACUUAGAAUAAUUAAAAAUAUUCAAUAAUAGAUUUUAUAUUGGCCUCUAACCUUAUAGCCUGGAAUCCUCUAUAUUUGCUGCUCGAGCUAGCUAGUAGUCUAGGACUUAAUAGAGGCGGCUGACACUGAGAGACAGACUUCGGGGUUGGGAGGAAUUGAUAUAACAAAACUAUGAACUAUGAAAUUUUAUCGUACAGACGGUUCAACCACGAAAUAUUAGUAUUGGAAGCUAAAUCGGUAAGCAGUAUUUAAUAAUAUUAACAGUUAAAUCAAUUUUAUUAUAAAAUAUCCUAUUGCCGACUUUUUCGGUACGAUCUUCGAUACGAUUUCAAGGGGAACGGAUCAGGUCAGUAACCUUAUGGUGAGUAACCAUGAGUAACCAGCCCACAUCAGCAUGACAUCAGCAUCCUCUCUCUCCUGUAAAGCCUUUAAUUUUUCCCUCUUUAAUCUUUGGCGGACGAUUUCUCACUCAUUUUAAGUCGAAAUUUAAUUUUUUUUGCACAGUUAGAUCAGAUUAAUUGUGCUCUUCAAAAUGAUAUCCACUUUAAUAUAUUUUUCGAACAAAAAAAUUGAGCCAUUUUUUACCAGUAUAUACCAUAUGGUAUUGACUGGUAUUGAAAUAAAAGCAUACCUAUGGUUUGAAAAAAGUACCAUGGUGGUAUGAACAAACCAAGACUGUAGGAUGGUUGAAUACAUGAUAGUAGAAAUAUAUUAAUUUUCAUUUACGACUUUUAACAUUGUAUAUCACAAGAUACCACCCCGUACCAGGGUGGUAUUGUAUGGUAUUGUGUGGUAUUUUUUGGUUAUGUAAUUUGUUCACCCAUAAAUUUGUAGAUCCAAUAGAUCAUGAUCAACUCGUCCCUUCUAUGCAAACGUUUUCAAAAACGAAUUAAAAACGAAUAAGAUACCAUACAAUACCACCCCGUACCAGGGUGGUAUUGUAUGGUAUUGUGUGGUAUUUUUUGGUCCUGUAAUUUGUUCACCCAGAAAUUUGUAGAUCCAAUAGAUCAUGAUGAACUCGUCCCUUCUGUGCAAACGUUUUCAAAAAUGAAUUAAAAAUGAAGAAAAUACCAUAUGGUAUGCAGUUGGUACCGAGAGGCCAGAAUUUUUUGUUCUAAAAAAAUAUUGAAAAUUGAUCUCAUUUUGUAGAGCACGAUGAACUCGUUCCACCUGUGCAAAAAAAAUUAAAAUCCGAGUUAAAACGAAAAAGAUAUGAGCCGAUUAAGAAAGCUAGAGAAAAUAAAAAUGAUCUUUAAUUCUCCAUCCUUAGAUCUGGAUUUUUUAAAUGAAGGUCUAGUUUUGGU